AUGGGGAGUUGUUUGAGUAAGAAGAGCACUUGUUCUUCUUCUCCUCCUCUUGCACUUGUGAAACAAAAUCAAGAAACCUUGGUAGAAAAGAAGAAAGUAGAUGGACAGAUAGUGAGAAGAGAAAUCUUUGUUAUCAAACACAGGAUAAGUCAUGAAGAAGGAUCUACUGAAUCUUGUGCACCAUCGAGGAGGACUUCAAGUUGUACCAAAGAUGAAGUUGAUACUAUUUUGAUACAAUGUGGGAAGCUUAGCAGAAGCUCAUCUCCCAACAGAGGUCUUCCUGGUGAAGCUUCUCAUAAUACUAAUAAUAGAAGUAGAAAGUAUUCUAUUUCCAAGAAAAGUUGGGAUUUUGACUAUGAAAACAGAAGUGAUGGCAGCAGAAGGGUGAGUAGAUCUCCUGUUAGAAGAUCUGAAUCACCAAUUAAAUCUCCCAGUUGUGCUAAUUUGGCUUCUAGUGAUGCAAAUGGAAUUAGUGUUAGACCAGGAAAGAUGGUGUCUGUGCCUGCUACAGUUUCAUCUCUUAUGAUGGAUAAGAAUGCUGACCUGAUUUCUACAGCUUCUAUUCAAAGGAUUCAAGUGAAGAGAAAUGUGGGUGCUGCAUCUCCUCGUGCUCGGUCCCGGUCGGGCUCCCCAGCAAAGGUGAAUUUCCAACAGCAGCCCUUGUACCUUAGCCGCAGCAAUUCCAGGAAAAAAGAAGAUUCUCCUUUCAGAAGAAAUCCUUCAAGUGAGACUGAUACCCCUGUGGUCACUGAACCAAUGCCCUUCUAUAUCCAGAAACUGAAUGCAGAAAAUAUAAACAAUGGCAAAGUUGCUUUGCAAGGAACUGAGGAAAACCUCGGCAUCAGCAAAGCAGCUCCAGAUUAUGGCCUUACAAAUGUUUAUGCCAAAUUCAAGAAGCAGCAGCUGGCACAGGAAGCUAAAGCAUUGAGAACAGUUUCAGGGAAUGCUGCAGUGGAUAUGGUUGCUUCAGGAUUCGAAACCUUAGUGCCCGAGGUAAUAAGAAGAAGCAGGUCACCGAGGCUAUCCCGGGAAAUAGAAAUUAAUCAUAGGGUUCAGUCAAAUCCUACUCAAUCAUAUACUGAGUUAUUGCUUGAGGACAUCCAAAACUUUCAUCAAAAGAGCAGAAACCCUUCAUUUUCACUUCCAUCUGGUGCAGUUCCUGACUUCAACUCAACUACUAGUUCCAAUCUAUCCAGUGCUUUCUCUGAAGACAGAAGAAGCAACCGCACAGUCGAGCGUAUUAACAAGAAUACCAGUGCUUGUUUGGCAACCAAUCCUCAGAGUAAAAACAGGUUAGGAAUAAAGAACCCAUAUGCAGAGUCUGAGGUUGCCUUUAGUGAUGACUCAAUGGAGCCUUCCAGAAUACAGAAGUAUGCAACCUUUGGAAGGGGAACUGAUGGAGGUUCUAUGGAAGAACUAGAAUCCUCAGAAAGCAAUAGUUUUGUUUGUUAUCAACGAUGUAGGUUUUCCUCAUCCUCACAAGAACCAAAUUCAGCUGAUUCAACCGAUUCCUGGACUCCAAAAUCUUACAGUAGGCUGUAUAUGAAUCCAUUAGCCUUUCAAAAGUGUACAGUAUCUGAUCAUGUUCCUGAUAUGGAUGAAGGUAAAAGUAGAAUGACUGCAAAUAAGAGUGAUUCUGACAACCAGCAACAUGGAAUAGUUCACAACAGCAGUGAACCUAGAGGACUUCACAUAACACCUGUGGCAGCAACAGCUGCUUUAACUAAUUAAAUAUAUGCAGUUUGUUCGACAAUUGAUAUGCUGCUGUUUUGGUUGCCCACUAAGCAACCUUUUCAUAUCAGUGUUUACAGAAUCUUUUAGUUAAGUAGCUGUGUUGCAAAUAAUCUUUUAAGUUUUCUGACAGACAUAUGGUGGCUAAUUAUGGAAUUUUGCAUUUAUACA
Messenger RNA from Solanum verrucosum, 1902 nucleotides. RefSeq lists its product as uncharacterized. Lineage: Eukaryota; Viridiplantae; Streptophyta; Magnoliopsida; Solanales; Solanaceae. The record is from RefSeq and is a predicted model, not a curated record. The coding region runs from base 1 to 1731 and encodes 576 amino acids. The transcript is spliced from 2 exons.